AUGAAGAUAAAUGAAGGACAGAUAGAAGAGAGAGGCUACUGGGGCAGUAAAGCAGAGUUUAUUUUAGCUGUGGCCGGAAAUGUGGUUGGACUGGGUAACGUGUGGAGGUUUCCUUACCUGUGCUACAAGUAUGGAGGAGGUGCCUUUCUGAUACCCUACCUCAUGUUUGUGGCUACGUGUGGAGUACCUCUGUUCCUGCUAGAGACAGCAAUGGGACAGUACACACAGGAGGGAGGCAUUACAUGCUGGAGUCGUCUCUGUCCGCUGGCUGAAGGAAUCGGCUAUGCAGGACAGCUCAUUCAGGUGUAUAGCUGCAUGUAUUACAUCAUUAUUCUGGCUUGGGCACUCUUCUACCUCAUCUUCUCUUUCCGUUCCCAACUUCCAUGGGCCAGUUGUGAUAAUAUAUGGAACACAGACAACUGUGUAAAUCUUGCAGCAAAGAAUCUGACCAUCAGAUGGACAACACUGAUUAACUCAACGUCUGCUGCUACUGAGUUCUGGGAACGAAGAGUGCUGGCUCUCUCCGGGGGUAUUGAAGAGGUCGGUAAGAUAAACUGGGAGAUUCUUCUGUGUCUCGUUGCGAUGUGGAUCAUAUGUUAUUUCUGCAUCUGGAAAGGAGUCAAAUCUACAGGCAAGGUGGUGUAUUUCACAGCUACAUUUCCUUACGUGAUGUUGCUGGUCUUGCUGUUUCGUGGGUUGACUCUUCCUGGAGCUCUGCAGGGGGUUGUGUUUUACCUGUACCCUGAACCGUCCCUUCUUUCUGACCCACAGGUUUGGAUGGAGGCCGGAGCUCAGAUUGUUUUCUCCUACAGUUUGUCUGUUGGCACUCUAACUGUAUUGAGCAGUUACAAUAAAUACAACAACAACUGCUACAGGGACUGCUUUUGGCUUUGCCUUCUGAACAGUGUCACCAGUUUGGUGGCUGGUUUUGCUGUCUUCUCUGUGCUGGGGUUCAUGGCCCAUAAACAGGGAGUCCCCAUCGAAGAGGUGGCAGAAUCAGGUCCAGGACUAGCAUUCAUAGCUUAUCCACAGGCAGUAGCCAUGAUGCCUUUCCCUCAGCUGUGGGCUGUUUGUUUCUUCAUCAUGAUUAUUUUGCUGGGGCUUGAUACACAUGUGAGUUUAAGCUCACUUACACAUAAGCUGUAUUACCUUGAACUGAAGAAUAUGAAAUGA
Carassius auratus (goldfish) is the source of this 1173-nucleotide messenger RNA. Its product is annotated as sodium- and chloride-dependent GABA transporter 2-like. The record is from RefSeq and is a predicted model, not a curated record. Gene Ontology annotation, biological process: amino acid transport; sodium ion transmembrane transport; nitrogen compound transport. The transcript is spliced from 9 exons. The coding region runs from base 1 to 1173 and encodes 390 amino acids. NCBI's taxonomy places the organism in Eukaryota, Metazoa, Chordata, Actinopteri, Cypriniformes, Cyprinidae. Gene Ontology annotation, cellular component: cell projection; plasma membrane. Gene Ontology annotation, molecular function: gamma-aminobutyric acid:sodium:chloride symporter activity.